CGCGAGGAAGUCGAGCUGCGCGUGAAACGUUUUCACUAAAGUCACCGAAAGGAGAGCAGAAACCUCAUUUGUAUGGAAGACAAUGGGGUCAUUAUCAUUUAUAAAAUGACAAAUUAUUAUGUUUACAAUGUUUUUAGACAUUAAUUAGCUAAGUCACGCCCAUUAUGGUCCACGUGUCCCCUACUGUCAUACAAAAAAUGUCUGUACAGAGCAAUAAUAAAAAAAAAUUCUUUGAUCCCGUUUUGUAUGUGCCUAGAUUAAAAAUGCACUUUUUGAUUCCAACAAAGCGCUUAUUUAGACAGGUGCUUUUACUUGCCAACAUUAAAGUGAGUGGGCACACUAAGGAUGUCUAAGCUUAUGAGGUGUUUCUCAGAUGAACCAUUUAUCCGUGGCCUUUACAAAUUUGGUUUAGGAAAGCAGCUCAGAAACUGCAUUGGCCUUUUGGGAAAAAUGGUUUUGAAUCCCAGGACCCCACUAAAUUAGAUCACUUUAGAUCAACCAACAUUAGAUUAUUUUAUGUUAGACCAGCUGACUGUGUGCGAGGAUACCAGUCCCCCUCUGAUCCAGCAGGAUUCCAAAGGGCCCACCCUGAAACAUUUACAACUACAAGGGACCAAACAAAAAGCUGAUCAGAUCGUUGAAACAAGCCGAAGGACAGACUGACACUCUUAACUGCAGAUUAGCUGACCAAUCAGAGAUCAGGUUCCACAGUGACCUGCUGAGUGAUGUCCUGUUGCUGAUCUAAGAGUUGAACCAGGAUCAGCUGCUAUAUUUACCUCAGAUUAGCAGUGGAGAGCAUUUAAAUACAAAACAUGCAACAGAAAACACGGACAACAUGUCGUUCAGCAGUGUUGCAGCAGCCGGUGCCCCCUGGAGAAACCACAGCUUCAAUCUGGGAGGGGGCAGGGACCCUCCUUUGUCAGACCAAGGAGAGACCAUCAUCGGAGUCUACCUUCUGCUGCUGGGUUGGAUGUCCUGGUUUGGAAACAGCAUUGUCAUCUUUGUGCUGUACAGACAGAGAGCCUCUCUACAGCCCACAGACUACCUGACCUUUAACCUGGCCCUCUCUGAUGCCGGCAUCUCUGUGUUUGGCUACUCCAGAGGCAUCAUUGAGAUCUUCAACCUGUUCCAGGACAGCGACUACCUCAUCUCCUCCAUCUGGACAUGCCAGAUUGAUGGUUUCUUCACUCUGCUGUUUGGCCUGAGCAGCAUCUACACGCUGAUGAUGAUCAGCAUCACCCGCUACAUCAAAGGAUGUCACCCAAGCCGAGCAUAUCUUGUCACUGGGAGCAGUGUGUUCAUUUGUUUGCUGCUCGUCUGGAUGGCUGCUGGGUUCUGGUCUGGGGCACCACUGCUUGGCUGGGGUAGCUACACAGACCGAGGAUACGGCACCUGUGAGAUUGACUGGUCUAAAGCCAGCUAUUCCAUCAUCUACAGGUCCUACAUCAUCUCCAUUUUCAUCUUCUGCUUCUUUGUGCCUGUGCUCGUCAUGCUCUUCUGCUACGUUUCCAUCAUCAACACAGUAAAGAGGGGCAAUGCCCUUUCUGCAGAUGGGGAUCUGACAGACCACCAGAGGAAAAUUGAGAGGGACGUCACUGUUGUUUCUAUAGUGAUCUGCACAGCCUUCAUUCUGGCAUGGUCUCCAUAUGCGGUGGUGUCCAUGUGGUCUGCCUGGGGCUUCCAUGUGCCCAACCUCACCAGUAUUUUCACACGCCUCUUUGCCAAGUCUGCCAGCUUCUACAACCCUCUCAUCUACUUUGGACUCAGCUCCAAGUUUCGAAAGGACGUGGUAAUUUUGCUGCCGUGUGCCCGUGAAGCCAAAAACAAUGUCAGACUGAAGCGGUUCAAACCAAAGGCAGAUGUGCACGUUAGGCUCUCUGCAGGAGGUGGAGCCAGACGCAAUGUUCCCCUCAACCGGUUGGAGAAAAGGUACUCGCCCAUGAAUCUGUCUUCUCAGGUGAUGGCCCCAGAGUCUGAGAAGGAAACCCCACUUGACCCGCCUCCACCAAACAACAAGUUGGUCUACUAUAUAGAUGUGCCCCUCCCCUCAGAGGCCAGCUCUGAGUCUGAAUGUGUGAGACUCUAAAGGACUCACCUGACCAGGAUGAAGAACUGGUCUUUAUCUCAGAGCCAAGCGUUGCCCCAGGCCAACAGGUGGACUAAUGCACUUUUACCUGAUUUCAUCCAUCAGACACCAAUGACUACUGGAUGUCCUGAGACUGAUUUAUUAUACAAAGCUGGGAGUUUAAUGAUCCCUGAGAAAUUAAUAAUCCAGUUUUAGUUUAUCACCAUCACCCCACCCUCCCACCCCAAACGGACUCAUA
Molecule: messenger RNA, 2324 nt
Organism: Nothobranchius furzeri (turquoise killifish)
Lineage: Eukaryota; Metazoa; Chordata; Actinopteri; Cyprinodontiformes; Nothobranchiidae
Product: opsin-5
Biological process (GO): phototransduction; G protein-coupled receptor signaling pathway; cellular response to light stimulus
Cellular component (GO): plasma membrane
Molecular function (GO): G protein-coupled photoreceptor activity
Source: RefSeq, a predicted model, not a curated record